Molecule: messenger RNA, 2103 nt
Organism: Cuscuta epithymum
Lineage: Eukaryota; Viridiplantae; Streptophyta; Magnoliopsida; Solanales; Convolvulaceae
Source: the annotation of a GenBank genome assembly
GUAUCACGGGGUAGGAUAUAAUUUGCCAAACCUGUGUAGCGGUGGCAAACCGGAAUUGCCAAUCGGAAAUAGAAGAAGCGAGGGUAGGGUUUGUGGGGUUGAGAUAGAAGACGAUAUGGGGGCGAGCAGCGAUCAUCUUCCUGUUCAGGACGGGUCGGACGAACAGCAGAGGCGUGCGGAGAUAUACACAUACGAGGCACCAUGGCACAUCUAUGCAAUGAAUUGGAGCGUGCGGAAGGAUAAGAACUACCGACUCGCCAUUGCCAGCCUGCUGGAACAGUACCCCAACCGCGUCGAGAUUGUACAGCUGGACGACUCCAACGGAGAGAUCCGCUCCGAUCCUAACCUCUCCUUCGAGCACCCCUACCCUCCCACUAAAGCCAUUUUCAUCCCCGACAAGGAAUGCCAGAAGCCUGACCUCCUCGCCACCUCCAGCGACUACCUACGGAUCUGGCGUGUCGCCGAAGACGGCUCGCGCGUUGAGAGCAAAAGCGUCCUCAAUAACAAUCGCAACAGCGAGUUUUCCGGUCCAUUGACCUCCUUCGACUGGAACGAGGCGGAGCCUAAGCGGAUAGGCACUUCCAGCAUCGACACCACCUGCACCAUAUGGGACAUCGAUAGGGAGACAGUAGACACCCAACUCAUCGCGCACGACAAGGAGGUGUACGACAUCGCCUGGGGAGGGGUCGGCGUGUUCGCAUCUGUCUCCGCCGACGGCUCCGUUAGAGUGUUUGACCUCCGCGACAAGGAGCACUCCACCAUCAUAUACGAGAGCUCCGAGCCGGACACACCUCUCGUCCGCCUGGGUUGGAACAAACAGGACCCCAGGUACAUGGCCACCAUCAUCAUGGACAGCUCCAAGGUCGUGGUGCUUGACAUCAGAUUCCCAACGCUGCCAGUGGUGGAGCUGCAGAGGCACCAGGCUGGCGUGAAUGCCAUUGCGUGGGCGCCGCACAGCUCAUGCCACAUCUGCACAGCUGGCGAUGACUCCCAGGCACUCAUCUGGGACCUGUCCUCCAUGGGUCCGCCAAUUGCAGAGGGGGGGUUGGAUCCAAUCCUGGCUUAUACCGCUGGUGCUGAGAUUGAACAGCUUCAGUGGUCUUCAUCCCAGCCUGAUUGGGUUGCUAUUGCCUUCUCUAACAAGCUUCAGAUUCUAAGAGUGUGAGUGACGUAAACGUCAAUUCAAACUGAUCAUCUGAUGAUGGUGCUGAUCAUCUGUCUUCUUAGGCACAAAUUUAUGUUGGCCUCAAGUCAUUGCAUUGCAUCGUGCUUUGUUUUAAUCUGACUAGAGAGGAGGAAAUGCUGCACUUUAUUUGCAUUGCAUUUUUCUUUGAUUUAAUCAGACUAGAGAGAAAGGAAUUAUGUACUUUGUCUGCCUGUCUGCCUAGUUGUUGUGGUUAUUAUCUGGCUGAGAACCUUAGGUGUGGGGGGUUCUAGGGGCUUAUUACAGAAUUUGUAUGAGACCUUCAAAUAAAGAUAUUGCAAUUGGUAAGGUGCGUUAAUCACUUUCUUGCAGACUGACUUUUGUUAUACUACUUACAAUACAAUUGAUGAUUGGGGCAAGUAAGUCCAAUGGUUGGUGCCGCUGUGUUAGUAUCACAAGAGUGCACUGUUGGUUACUCCAGUGCUGCUGCUGUGUUUCUAUACCAUCACGAGUAUAGAAGCCACUCAAGUGACACACACAAACACACAUGCACAAAGAUGGGUAAAUAUAAAGGUUUGUGGUAUGCAUAUAUAGGUCCCGUACUUGCAAGUUUUCAUAUUGUAGCACAAUCCUCCAGAGUAGCCAUCCUAAUGUUUGUGUGGGUGUGGACCAGAUUCUGAAUUGGAAUGGUAUUGGGGCUGUCCGGUAUUUGCCCAAAACCGCACUUCCAAAAUUGGGCCUUUUCAUGUGUGCUUCCUUGGAAUGGGUUUUCAUGGAGCUCAAGUGGCAACUUCGAUGAGAGGUUACUAUGAAAAAAUGCAUAGAAUCUUUGUAAGUACUUGUGCCAAAGUUUCCUAAUCUGUCAAUUUGUUAUUAAAGUCCAAUUUAAUCACUAUCCGGCCGGUGUCGGAGGCUCUUAGGUAUGAAGUGUCAUUUUUUCAAAUUAAUUGAGUUUUGAA